This is a messenger RNA of Aspergillus steynii IBT 23096, 1429 nucleotides long. Its product is annotated as putative DNA repair protein rad9. The record is from RefSeq and is a predicted model, not a curated record. Gene Ontology annotation, cellular component: checkpoint clamp complex. The coding region runs from base 1 to 1377 and encodes 458 amino acids. NCBI's taxonomy places the organism in Eukaryota, Fungi, Ascomycota, Eurotiomycetes, Eurotiales, Aspergillaceae. Gene Ontology annotation, biological process: DNA repair; cellular response to ionizing radiation; DNA replication checkpoint signaling. The transcript has 7 exons.
AUGACAACCCUCUCUUUUGCACUUGCGCCCCAGGCGUUAAUCCAGCUGCAUGAUGCUCUGAUAUGCCUGUCCAAGUUCGACGAAACCGUUGUGAUGGAGGCGGAAUACGAUCUUCUUCGUCUGAGUGUUCUCAAUUCCACAAAAACAAGCUAUUCUGCCUUUGCGCUAGACGCAAACCGCUUUUUCCAGGAUUACUCGUUUGGGGUCCUGCGAGAUGCCAAUUCAGCCAGGAACAGGCAACCCAAUAAGUUCUGCUGCCAGGUGUACUUGAAAGCCCUGCUCUCUGUGUUCAAGGGUAGAAUGGGUGGACGUAACAAGGACACUGCAGUAGAGCGCUGCGAGGUCGAUCUAUACGAGGACUACGACACUGCGGAAUGUCGACUAAUUAUCAAGAUGAUUUGUGGGCUUGGUGUGAUAAAAUCCUACAAACUCACAUAUGAACCGACUACUGCCCAACAUGCCGUUUUUGACAGGUCUAAAACGACAAACGAGUGGAGCAUUGAGCCUAGGUUUCUUAGAGAGAUCACCGAUCAUUUUAGUCCGUCUGCAGAACAACUAGAUAUCUAUUCCGAAGCUGGGAAAGUUAUAUUUACAAGUUUCACGACAAAAAUUGCCGAAGGAAAAGAGGUUCUCAAGCAACCGGUGCACACAUCGGUUGCCAUCGACAAAAAGGAUUUCAGUCAUUUCUUGGCCCAAGACGGUAUACACCUUGCAAUUAGCCUGAAAGAUUUUAAAGCCGUGAUCGCCCAUGCCGAGACAGCAGGUGCAAUCAUCACUGCCCGAUACACUCGACCCUCUCGGCCAAUGCAGCUCGCGUACGAUCUCGAGGGCCAUAGGUCUGAAUUCACCCUGAUGACAACGGGUGAUCCAGGCGCAGAUGAUGGUCCAGACUCUUCGCGCCCCCAGGAGUUGUCGGCGAGGCAAACGCCUGCCCCUAUACAAUCCAACACAAGCCGGCCGUCCCAGCCGCGUCCAAGCAGUAGAGCCACGGAUGUGAGGCAGAUGCCUCCCCCGACUUCUCGCAGUCGAUCUAUUCGGCCACUCACGGGGACUUCUGCCCGCAAUACCCAAACGCAACCACAGACACAAUCCGAGACUCAGCCACCACCAGCAUCGAUCAACUUUGAAAGUCUCUUUGUGCCGGCGGAUGAUGACGGGCAGUGGGAUGUCCCUAACGACGAGGAAGAAGAAACAGAAGACGUGUUGGGCUGGGACGCAAUGGGCGACCAGGAUAUUGACGGUCUCGGCCAGCGUUUGCGGGAUACUCAGCCCAGUAUGCAACGAGGCGAUCAAGCGACAACAAACGAGGAAGAAGAGAUGGGCAUUCCUCCAACACAGCGCAUGUCACAGCUUCAUGGUCUCGGUCUUUUCGACUGAGUAAGAUCGCCCGGCUUUCUGAUCUUAGCGGUGCUAUGCAGCCGGUGGUUAU